AUUGGAACCGACUGGUUCACCUAUUCCGUUGCGUUCUAGUUCAAUUCAAUAUCCGGGAAUAAUAUGGCGAUCCGAAACUCUGAAUGACAGACAGUAAAUUUUAAAGCUGCUGAAAAAUUUAUUUAUUUGCCAAAAAUUUGCAACGCACGCGUGAAUUGAUUUUAAAGGAAGCCCAAUCGAGACUAAAAUGAAUAAUGAUGCGAAAAAUCAUGAUUGCGAUGACUUAAACUUGAAUUUAAAUAACGUGCGCUCUGCGUAUUUAAACAAAAACAAAACAAAGACAACAACAGCUGCAAAACCAACAACAACAGCAGCAGCAUCAGCAGCAACAACAACAACUAUAACAACACAAAUUAAAGCUAACGGCGCAUCUGCACAAAGAAUUGCAGCAUCAAAGAACAACAACGUCAGACAGGUGAAUUACACCGGUCCGCGGAUUGCAGCCGCCCGACACUCGAUAGCGGCUGCGCUCAUUGCGAACAACAUCAAGAACACCAAUAACAACAGCAGUAAGAAGAAGGCUGUCAAGCAUGAGCCGACUGUUGUUGCCAAGGAUCUGACAACCAAUACAGCAGCAACUGCAGUUGAGCUGAGUCAAUUGAAGCAGAAAAGCACCAGCAGCAACGCAAGUGUCAGUUUAAAAGUUAACAGCAGCAGCAGCAACAACAACAACAGCGCGUUAGCCACUGCCAAUACUAACAGUACUACCAGUUACAAUAACAACAACAACAAAAUGUCUAAAACGGUUGCCAGCAAAACAAACGCGCAAUGCGAUGCGGCUGCGGCCGCAUUCGUUACAGCUGGCACUACAACCACGCCCACAGCCACGCCCAUGCCCGCCACAACAACAACAACCACAACAAUAAGUGAAACGGCAACCAUGAACGCACCCAUUGCGGCCGCUGCAGCCGCCAAAUUUCGAGCGGCUAUCGCCUCUGCGCCCGCGCCCGCACCCACGCCAAGCAGCUCGAAAAAAACGCGAGCUGCUUACGCAGCCCUCAAGCGGCAGGUAGCCAUGCAACAGCAGCAGCAGCAAAAUGCCACGCCCUCUACUGGAGCAACAGGAUCAGGUGCCGCCCCCGCUAGCAGCACAGACUCUGCGCAUUUAAAAUUCGCAGCAACAACUCUGCUAAUGGGCGCCGCUGCCGCUGCUGCCGAUAGCAACGCUGGCGCUGCUGUUGGCCUCGGUCUGCCGCCGCAAACGAGCAGCUCGGCGGCAACAGCUGUCGCUGUGCUUAAGCAAAAGCUGAAGGAUGUGGGUGCAAUUUCAAACGCGGCUGCCGCCGCAGCAGCCGCUGCGAAUCGUUCAGCCGCCGCCUCAUCAUCAACAUCAUCCAACUCCUCGCCACUGUCAUCGUCGGUGGGCAUUGUGAAUGCCAUUUCAUCAGCAUUGCAGAAUAUCAUAACAACGGAUACAGAUACGGAUACUGAGUUCUAUCCGCAGCCCGUCACCACAGAUCUAUCUGAAUCUGAGGAGGAGUCUGUCUCCGAGAUCCUAUUGGCAUUCUUGUGUUUAAGGCCAGAUCUCCUGGAUGAUAUACCCGAGUCUGAUCGCGAUAGCUGUCCGCAUGAGGAAGGCGAAGUGCGUGACGAUGAUGACGAGACGGAAGAGGAAUCCGAAGAUUCCGAUGAAUCUGAGGGUGAUGACGAGGAAGAAGAUGAAGAGAUUGACGUACUGCAAGAUAACGAUGCUGAUGAUGAGGACAUCGACGAUGAGGAUGAUGAUGAAGAUGCGCCAGAGGUUAAGAACUUUAUGCUUGAGCCCAACAACAAGCGUUCAAGUAAUCUCACGGCCCUACUGGAGGCAGCCGCAAACGAAAAGGCACCCGUACUCCGCCACGCCACCCACGCGAUCGAUGAGACGAAGCAGGCGCUAACCAAAAUGCGUUGUGCGAACAGUCCGCGCGACAAAAAUAGUGGUUUCUCGCGCAGCCUUGCCAACGCCUGCGCGGACAAUGAUGUCAAUACGGUGAAGCGUUUACUUUGCAAAGGCAAUUUAAACGAAGCAGCAGCCUCCACGGACGAGGGCGAGUCGUUAUUGUCGAUGGCUUGUUCCGCGGGCUACUAUGAGCUGGCACAGGUUUUGCUGGCUAUGUCAGCAGCUCAAGUCGAGGACAAAGGACAAAAAGACUCGACACCACUAAUGGAAGCUGCUUCAGCCGGACACUUGGACAUUGUAAAACUGCUGCUUAGCCACAACGCCGAUGUAAAUGCGCAUUGUACAACUGGAAAUACACCUCUAAUGUUUGCCUGCGCUGGGGGUCAGGUGGAUGUUGUGAAAGUGCUGCUAAAGCAUGGAGCUAACGUUGAGGAGCAGAACGAGAACGGACAUACACCGCUAAUGGAGGCUGCCUCCGCUGGCCACGUGGAAGUAGCCAAGGUGCUGCUUGAACAUGGCGCCGGCAUCAACACCCACUCGAAUGAGUUUAAGGAGAGCGCACUAACAUUAGCCUGCUAUAAGGGUCAUUUGGAUAUGGUGCGUUUUCUCCUACAAGCGGGCGCUGAUCAGGAGCAUAAAACUGAUGAAAUGCACACGGCCCUAAUGGAGGCUUCAAUGGACGGACACGUGGAGGUGGCACGCUUAUUAUUGGACUCUGGAGCGCAGGUUAAUAUGCCAACUGAUUCAUUUGAGUCACCGCUUACACUUGCUGCCUGUGGUGGCCAUGUGGAGCUCGCAACGCUGUUAAUCGAGCGCGGCGCCAACAUUGAGGAGGUCAACGAUGAAGGGUACACGCCCCUCAUGGAAGCAGCGCGUGAAGGCCACGAGGAAAUGGUGGCACUGCUGCUCAGCAAGGGAGCUAACAUUAAUGCCACCACUGAGGAAACCCAGGAAACUGCACUCACACUUGCCUGUUGUGGUGGCUUUAGCGAAGUGGCCGCUUUUCUCAUUAACGGAGGUGCCAAUUUAGAGCUGGGCGCUUCCACGCCCCUCAUGGAAGCCUCACAGGAAGGUCACACCGAUCUGGUGCGUUUCCUGUUGCAGAACAAGGCUAAUGUGCACGCUGAGACGCAAACUGGGGACACAGCACUAACGCAUGCCUGCGAGAAUGGGCAUACAGAUGCUGCCGGUGUGCUCUUGUCGUAUGGCGCCGAACUGGAGCACGAAUCGGAAGGUGGGCGUACACCACUGAUGAAAGCCUGUCGUGCCGGUCACCUGUGCACUGUCAAGUUCCUCAUACAAAAGGGCGCCAAUGUGAACAAGCAGACGACGAGCAAUGAUCACACUCCUCUCUCACUGGCUUGCGCCGGUGGACAUCAGUCUGUAGUUGAGCUGUUGCUCAAAAACAAUGCGGAUCCCUUUCACAAGCUCAAGGACAACAGCACAAUGCUGAUCGAGGCCUCCAAGGGUGGCCACACACGUGUUGUAGAGCUGCUCUUUCGCUAUCCGCACAUCUCACCCACAGAGCUAACUGCGGGCACAAGUGCCCAGACAGUUAAUCAAAUACGUCAGCAAAAGAUAUUGCAACAGCAGAUACAGCAUCAGCUGCAGAUGCAGCAGUUGACUGCCCCUCCCGGCCUGCACGAGGUGUCUGAGGCAGCACGCGCCAACAAUCAGCAACUGUUAUAUCAGCAGCAAUUCAGCGGCAAUUCCCCCAGCAACAUUGUGGCCCUAGGCACUGGUGAUUUUCUAGAUGCUGGUGAGCUUCAGCUAACGGCGGCUACUGCCUCGAGCGUCACUGAUGCGGCAGCCACAGAGGAGUAUGUCUCUGCUGUGGGUGGUGCCGGUGGCGGUGGUAUUGACCUCACCACGCUGAGCGCACAACAGCAGGAGGGCCUUAUUGCCAAAUCGCGCCUAUUUCAUUUGCAGCCCGGAUUUGAGCAACAGCAACAAACGACACUGCCACCAACUGGUGCUCAGCUGGUGCCCUGCAAGCACUUUGAUCUGGACAUGGAGCACAUUAACUCGCUAACGCCGCCACAAAAGGCACCACCAGCGCCACCUGUUCUCUUGCACACUGUUUGCCAGCAACCUGUUCUACAGCAACAACAACAGCAUCAGCUGCAGCAACAGCAGCCAAAGCUCAAGGGCGUUGGUUCUCGCAAGAAUCGCCAGCUUUUAAACGAGCUGAAGACUAUUGGCUUACCGCUGGAGGCAAUUGAUUUGCCGCUGGAACAACAUUCUGAUCAAGUGCGCUCACAGCCCCUAGGCGAGGAUGACAAGCAGCAGCAACUACAUCAGCAGCAACAGCAUCAGCAGUUUGCCUGUGCUGGAGAUGAAUCGCGUUUGCAGAGGCGUCGAGGCUUUGAUGCACCCUGCGAAGCUACCGAUGGCAGCGACGCAAUUUCGGAAACCAAUCCAAAAGUUGCCGCUGCCAAUGAUAGCAAUCAAAGUACAUACACUGCUAACGAGAACAGCUCACAAACUCCGGCGCUCAAUACUAGUGGCUCUGGCGCAAUAACCCACUCAUCGGAAGUGCUGCAGAGCACGGCAAUUUGCGAUCGGCCCAAGGUGAAGGCAAGCAACAAGAAUAAUCGUAAGCAGGCGGCUGCAUUAGCAGCCCAGACAUCGGCUGCCUCAACACCAGCGGGACAGCAGGGGCAGGUGUUGCCUCUGCAGCAGAAUCAAAUGGUUUCCAUUUACAACAACUUGCAAUUGCAGCAGCAACAGGAGCUUCAGUUACAGCAGCAAAUGCAGCAAACGCAGCUACAAUUGCAGCAGCAUCUGCAAUUGCAUCAUCAGCAGUGCGCCGCCUCUGUUGUGGAUUACUCAAAUUCGCCGGCCUCGCCAAUGGCUUCCCCAACAGGCUGCACUGGUAACAGCUUUGGGGAUCAGCAGCAACAGCAACAGCCGCCAUUGGAAGGAGCUGGCAGUGAUGUGCUGCAGCACAAGGCUGCCAUGGAGGACUUUCGUGGCCUGCUUGAGACUGCGGUCAAUGAGUCAAGGGGUGGCCAUUCGCUGGCCCGAUUUAAUGAUAAGCUGGCCAAUGCUCCGCAGUUGAAGUUCUUUAAGGAUGGUUGGCAGAUGCACAAUUUUUUUGGCGAGCAACCUAAAUCCCCAACUGAAACGCCGCCAGAAAUGGAAGAGACGAUCAUGUCGCCAAGUAUGGAACGUGUCGAAACCCGGGCCGAAAUGAAGAAUCUGGCCACGCUCUGCUCCGCAGCAGCCAUGGCGGCUCAGGUGACAGCGGCAAAUAAGGAAAUCGACGAAAUUGCUACCGAUAUCGAGAGUGACGAGGGCGAGGCCGAUGGCGAAGAAAAUACGCUGCCACCGGAACCUAUUGAGCUGACCGACACUAUCAUAGAGGAGGAGGUAGUGGACGAUGACGACGAUGAAGAUGACCCGGAUACCCAAAGCGGUGAAAUUGAUAAACUUACCUAUGAUGAUGAUGAUGCGGAUGCGGAUGUUGACUACAUUGACGAAGACGAUGGCGGCGACGACGACGACGAAGACGACGAGUUCUUCCUGGACGUCGAUGUGGCCGUUGGCGAUCAGAGCGACGCCAACUCAAAAAAUGGUGCCGCUCUGCCUCCAAAGCAACGUAAAAUAUCAACAAGACUGGAGAAUCUAAUACUAACCAAACCCGAUGUGUUGUCUCAAUCAAUAUGCGAUUUCCGUCAGGAUUUGCCCAAUUCUGAACUGAUGCAUAUGCUGCCCAUUAAGGCGGCGGCCGCCAAUAAUGCAGCUUUAAAUAGUCUACUCCAACAGCAACUGGCAGCAGCCACUGCAGCAGCUGUGCAUGCCAAGGCUCACAGCCAACAGCACCAGGAUUCAGAGCAGUGCGAUGAUGCAGCGGCUGCAGCUGGGGAGCUGUAUGCCGGCCUAGAACACUUUGCCAGUGAUGGAGCCGAUGGAGGACAGUAUGACAUAACUGGUGAAAUGGAGGACAUAUUCCAGGAGCUGGCCAGCAAUCUGCACUAUCCAGAACUCGCCGAGUUCAGCCUUAAUCAGAUGUGCAAGGGCAGGUUCACUGGCCAUUGGUCACAAUCGUCCGGCAAAUGGAGCGGUCAGGAGCAGCUAUUGGCAGCAGCAGCUGCACAGCACUCGCAGGCGUUAUUGAGUGCAGGUGAUGCUUCAACAGACGCACAGCAGCGUCAAGCGAAUCUCGUGCUUCUGGAUUAUCCCAUGCAGUCGCAACAGUCGCUGCAACAACGCUUGCUCGAUCCCGAGGAGCUGCAGAACAUGCAGCACCAGCAGACGCCUGUUGCAUUAUUGCCAUUCUCUGCUGACAAUGCCGCCGCUGGUGUUGCCACACAGCAACAACAGCAGCAGCAGAUUCAUUCAGCACUGCCCAACACCGCCGAGUUCCAGUUGCAGCAUCAGCAGCAGCAAAUGACGUUGGAAGGGGAUCCCGAGUUGAAGCAACAGCUGCAACAACUGCACCAUUUGCAGCAGCAGCAACACUCGAAUGCGCGCAUCAUUAAAGCCGUUGCAGCGGCAACCGGCCAACAACAACAACAGCAGCCAGCUGCCAAUUUUGUAUACAACGUGGAGAGCGGCGACAAGAAUGCGCCGCCAGUGCAGUUCUUGUUCCAGUUACCACCGAACAUGGCGCAACAACCGCAGCAGCAGCAGCAGCAACAACAACAUCAGCAGCAGGCUUUGGGCGAUCAGACAUCAGAUCAACAGAGCCAUCAACAACAAUUACUGCACUGUGAACAACAGCAGCAGCAUAUGUUUCAGCAACGCGCUGAGCGACUGCUUCAGCAGCAACAGCAGCGACCAUCCACACAAAGUGAAUUGGAGCAGGUGGCGCAAGAGUUGCUGCUGCAGCAGCGGCAAUCACCCGCCGUCGGUCCUGUUGUUGGUGUUCAGGCGAUGCCCAUACCCCAGAGUCUAAAGCAGAAGCACUUUAAUUUGCAGGAGCAGCUUUUGCUGCACCCCCCGCCACAUAUGCAGGCGCCCACAUGCGUACAGCAUCAGGUGUCCACACAGACGCAUACUGGCUCCGUUGUAGUGCCUCAGCAGUUCACACAGUUUGCGCUGCAGCAGCAGCAGCAACAACAACAACAACAGCAGCAGCAACAACAGACAACCCAACAACAGCAGCAGCAAAAUGAACUAUCCAUUUGGCCAAUGUCCACUCCCAACACACCAGCAGGAACAGCGGGAACUGGCGCCACUAAAUCAAUGCCCGGCGGCAUUGCCAAGAAAGCAAUUGACAAGCAAUCUCGCAAGGAUCGACGCUGUUCCGGUUUCCGCCAAACACCAGCUGGAAGUCAAGUCAAUACCAAUCAGCAUCAGCAGCCGGUGGCAACAGCAACGGCGGUGGCGGCGGCAGCUGCAGCGGCGGCUGCUGCACAACAACAGGCACAAUUACAAAAUCAGCUGGCGGUUGCAGCCGUGGACAAAACAAUAGAGAUUGAUUCGGAAACAGAGUCAAAUCAUGAUACGGCACUGACGCUAGCCUGCGCUGGUGGCCAUGAGGAGUUGGUGGAGCUGCUCAUCAGCCGGGGUGCAAAUAUCGAGCAUCGUGACAAAAAGGGAUUCACGCCUCUGAUACUGGCAGCCACAGCGGGACAUGAAAAGGUUGUAGAGAUUCUGCUCAAGCAUAAUGCUGAGCUAGAGGCGCAAUCGGAACGCACCAAGGACACCCCAUUAUCGCUGGCCUGCUCUGGCGGUCGCUAUGAAGUGGUCGAGCUACUGCUCGGCGUCGGUGCCAAUAAAGAGCAUCGCAAUGUGUCCGACUACACGCCACUCAGUUUGGCCGCCAGUGGUGGCUAUGUGAACAUCAUCAAACUGCUGCUCAACCAUGGCGCCGAGAUCAAUUCUCGUACUGGUAGCAAACUGGGAAUUUCGCCAUUAAUGUUGGCUGCCAUGAAUGGGCAUACGGCCGCGGUUAAACUGCUGCUGGAUCAGGGAUCUGAUAUAAACGCACAGAUUGAGACAAAUCGCAAUACGGCACUGACGCUCGCCUGCUUCCAGGGACGUCAUGAGGUGGUAAGUUUACUGCUUGAUCGACGGGCCAAUGUCGAGCAUCGCGCCAAAACCGGCUUGACACCGCUGAUGGAGGCCGCAUCUGGCGGCUAUAUUGAAGUGGGUCGUGUACUGCUUGACAAGGGUGCCGAUGUAAACGCAGCGCCUGUGCCUACGUCGAGGGAUACAGCACUCACUAUUGCCGCCGACAAGGGUCACCAAAAGUUCGUAGAACUGCUUUUGUCGCGCGGCGCAAGCGUUGAGGUGAAGAACAAAAAGGGUAAUUCACCUCUUUGGCUGGCGGCACACGGUGGUCAUUUGAGCGUCGUGGAACUGCUGUACAAUCACAAUGCAGACAUUGAUUCACAGGAUAAUCGACGCGUCUCCUGCCUGAUGGCCGCUUAUCGCAAGGGCCACACCAAAAUUGUGAAAUGGAUGGUACAGUAUGUGUCCCAGUUUCCCUCGGACCAGGAAAUGAUUCGUUUCAUUGGAACUAUUAGCGAUAAAGAGCUGACUGACAAGUGCUACGACUGUAUGAAAAUCUUGCGGUCCGCCAAGGAAGCACAGGCGGUCAAGGCCAAUAAGAAUGCCUCCAUAUUGCUAGAAGAGCUCGAUUUGGAGCGAACGCGCGAAGAAAGUCGAAAAGCGGCCGCAGCUCGUCGUCGCGAGCGCAAAAAGAAGAAAAAAAUGGAAAAGAAAGAGGAGAAGCGACGCCAGCAACAGGUAAGCAAUGGAUCCAACGGUGGCGAUGAUGAUCAGCAAGGCGACGACGACGAUGCUAGCGACAAUGACAAGGACGAUGACACUGACAAGGAGGACGACGAUGAGGAAACGCCGCCUGCACGCGAAGAAGGCGAUUCAGGCAUUGAUCAAGGCUCCUGCUCCAGCGGCGAUACAAAAGCGACGCGCCUUAUCACCAACCAGCCGGACAAUGUCAAUGCCAAUGGCAGCGGCAAUCCCUCGGCCAAAAAGACUAAAAAGCAACAACAGCUACAGCAGCAGAAAACUAAAACGCAGCAGCAGAUUCUACCCGGCAGCGAAGCAGUCUGCACAUUACCAGCUGUUGCUCCAGUGGUGUCCACGCCCAAUGGGAAGAGUGCCGUUGUGGUCAAAAAACUGCCAGCCACUGAGAGCGUUAAACUGCCGUCCAGCAGCAGUCAACAAUCGGUUGGUCAGCAACUGAAGCGUCAGGCUGAUGCCAAAAAGGAGGAACCACUAGCGGCAACAACAGCUGCAACAACUACACCCACUGCCAACAGCAGCAAGAAAACAGCUAAGGAAACAACCAGCAACAAGCGCGAAAAGGAAAAUCUGGCACCCAAGGAGUCCAUGCCAGUGCCAAAGCCACAAACUCCUGGUUCGGCCAGCAAAUUGCAGCCGGUUAGCAACGAUUCCGCCAGCAACAUUGCAUCGCGCAAGGAUGUCGUAAAAUCCAGCAGCUCAACGGCUGGCCCUGCGCAGGCCAAGCGUAGCGAAGUGGACGGCUGGAAGGAAGUGGUGCGCAAGAGUAGCGCCCAGCAGACGACAAUUGUAAGCUCGUCGGCUGGUGGCAUUCCCUCAAUUGGCGCUGGCGGCGCUGGCAGCACAAAUGUAACGCCCAACAACUCAACGACCAGUGUGAAUAGCGGCGGUGCUGGGCAACAUCAUCAUUCGGUGAGCAGUUCCAGUUCAAGCUCGCUGGCCACCUCCGCACCAGAAAUGACAUGCAAGAAGGUGCAGGUGCCGGUGAAUGCCAUAUCACGUGUGAUCGGACGCGCCGGCAGCAACAUCAAUGCUAUUCGUGCCACCACUGGCGCCCACAUUGAGGUGGAAAAACAGGGCAAGAAUCAAUCGGAGCGCAGCAUUACCAUUAAGGGUCUUACCGAUGCCACAAAGCAGGCUCACAUGCUCAUUCUAUCGCUUAUCAAGGAUCCCGAUGUGGACAUAUUGCAAAUGUUGCCACGCAUCAACAGUAGCAUUAAAGCGGGCGCCACAAGUGCAGCCUCCGGUGGAGCCGGUAGUAGCUCUGCGCAAAUGACUGUCGGCACCUGGGAUAAUCGUACGGCUGCCCUGGGUGUAUCGGGCACAACGGCUGUGGGUAAUUACUCCUCGGCUGCAUCUACGACAUCCACAUCGUCGAGCUCCUCGGCCAGCUCAACGCCGGCCGUGGCAUAUAGUAAUGCGCAAGUCCACAAUGCCAAACAACAGGCAUCCGCUAGCGGCGCCAAAGCACAAAGCGGACGGGGUGGUGCCUCCAAGUCGAAUGCUGCCGGCGGAAAAGCUUCAAGUUCGUCGCGUGGUCAGAGCAGUCGAGCAUAUAGUAGCUCGCAGCAGCAGUCGGCACGUGGCGGCACUUCCUCAUCCUCUUCUGCGAACGGUGUGGUCUCCACUCUAGCAUCGAAAACUAAACCGGAAAACUCAAGCACGGUCAAGUCGUCAGCCACGUUUACCAAUCAAAAGGGCUCCGCAGCAGUACAGGGCAAAUCUUCUCAGAGCUUUGGGAUGAAGGUAGCGCCAACUGCGGCACAAUCGCCCAAAAAGCUGGAUACACUUGGCGGCGUUGGUGCCAUCGGUGGACGCAACAGUGGCGGUGUAGUUGUUGCGCCCUUUGGGCGUGGCAAACCUGUGGGUGGCGCAAUUGCAUCCGUUUCGCAACUGGGCAACAGUAACAACAACACAUUGGCUGGACCAAUUGGUACUUUCAACGUGGCAGAUGUAGCCGCAGUGAAUGCAGCAGCAGCAGCGGCCGCUGCUGCCAGCGCAAACAACAGCAGCAACAACAAUAACAAUACCAAUAGUAACAAUAACAGUAACAAUAUCGGCAGCAACAACAACAACACUAGUGCUAGCAACACUAAUGCCAAGCCACGCGCAGUUACGCCCAUUGCGCCGCCUGGCAAACGUAUUACCUCGCCCGUACCACAAACUCAGCAGCAGCAGCAACAACAACAACAACAACAACAACAACACCAACAACUUCCGCAGCAGCAGCAACAGCCACCACAAAUGCAAUCCCAAACAAAUAACAGUCAACCUCAAAAUUUGGUUAUUAAUACAAACAUAUUGAACGAUCUUAUGGCGGCUGAUAGCUUUAGUGCCCAACUGGCCGCCAAGCUGUCCAGCGCAUACUCCCUGUUCAGCGACUAUCAGCAGUCGCAGUGGGGCAAACUGGCCGUCGAUGGGAAUGCAGCUGCUGGCAGCACAGGCACUGGCAAUGCUGGUGGCUGUGGUCUUAAUGCCAUGGUUGGCGAUGUGCUGCCACAGGCUGACGCCUCCAAGGCGCCGGGCUAUAAUCGCAACAUACUCAGCUCGCCGGUGGGCAGCUCAAAGGCCUCCUCGAAUCAUUCGACAUCGCCGCCAGUGGGCAACACAGCGAUGCCCAUGCAACAGCAGUCACAACAGCAGCCUCAGAACAGCCAGCAGAGCGUGCAGCAAGCACUCAACAUAAUUACCAGUGGUGCUGGCGGCAGCGCGACAGCUGCAAGAUCACCGCUGGUAGGAGAGGCGGGAGCAGGCGGCAAUGGUGUCGCAGCAUCUGGAGUGGUGUCUGUCAAUGGCACGCAGGGUCAUGGCGAUGGGAACAGUGCGGCAUCUGCCCACUCGCCCGGCGUCAUUAAGCCGCCGACAGCACCAAUACAGAGGCCUACGCUUCCUAUGCAAAUGACCGCACCGGAGUCGACAACUGGUAGCAAUCUUGGAUCGGCAGCUGCUGCUGCUGCAGCAGCAAUAACGGCCAAUACUGCUAUGAUUGAUCGCCAGGUGCAGGAUUUGCAGCGUCUGCAGCGUCUUUAUGAUAAAGUUGGCACUCCCCAGCAGCUGCUUAACUAUCCCAUGGAGUCCUCGACGCCCUAUAUGGUAGAUGGAAUGAUGCGAGCAAAUCCUCGACCCUCAGUUUUUGCGCUUGGCAACAAUAAGGCGCAGCAGCAGCCACCAACUGGCAGCAAUCAGGCACAGGCCGCACAACAGUCAAAUAUGUUUGGCAAUCAGGCUCGACAAGCGCCUGGUGUACGUCAACAGCCAGUGGGCGGAGCAGCUGCUGUAGCACAGCAGCGCUGGUAUGGCGGUGCUUUGGAGUAUCCUGCUUAUAGCGGACGCGACAUGCUACAUCUAGAAAAUGGCGGUGCCUUGGCGGGAUUGAGCUCACCAUCUGCCAUGUCACCCAAUCAUGAUGACAUACGCAAGAUGCCGCGGCCCAUUGGCACUGAGCGUGCUGCUGCAUCAUGGAAGUAUAACAACUAUAAUGUGGCCGCAACAGCACUCGGCAUGGAUGAUUCGCUGGUAAACGUUCACGUGCCGUGGGCUCAUGAGCCCAAGGCGCAGCCUCCAGGUCUACAACAACAACAACAACAACAACAACAACAACAGCAGCAGCAGCAGCAGCAGCAGCAACAACAACAACAGCAGCCACCCAAUUGGCUAAAACAGCACUACAGGCCCUACAACAAUGGACCCUAUCCGCAACAGCACGAGCCAAUGAAUAUGCCCAUGGAUUUUCACAAUAUGCAGCAGCAGCAACCGCCCCCGCCACCUCCACAGCAGCAGCAGCACCAGCAGCAUGUUAAUCUGAUGCCUCCCUCGUAUGGCUUUCAACACUUUGUGGGCGCGCACGGCGCAGCCGAUGUGUCGUCGCAUUUGCCCGAUAAGGUGGAGGUCUGGGAACACCAUGACAAGCACCAGCCAUGGGCUAAUUAUACCUCAAACUGGUCAAAUUGAUGCGCGAGCGUACAGCAAGCAGCAGCCAAUGAAUGGACAUCAGGCUGGCAUGCUGCAACAGAUUAGAUCAGGUGAUGUUGCAUCUGUAUCUGAUCCAAUCUUAUCGGAUUAGACAAAAACAAGGAAAAGUCGUUGCCAAUAUAGAUGAAAGGAGUGCACAGCAAUACAAUAACCGGGCAAAGUCGUCAUAGAAAUGAAAUGCCAAUUGAUUCGAUUGUUUUUCAACAUUUUCUAUGCGGCUGCACGCACACCUCACACACUUUCAGACACAAAUACACACGUACAGUUACACAACAAUAAAACACACACACACCCUCCCCCACCCACAUCAUACACACAAAUCAAUCGACUGACUCUCGAAUGCAGUGAAGCAAAGAACCUUGGCCUUGUUCAUUAUUCGUUCACAAUUUAAGUUUUCUUUACCUUGGGCAACUAUUUAAAUUCACAGGUAAUUUGAAAUUUGGCAAAAAAUCUUCCGAUUAGAACAGCAACAAGCCCCCACCCCUCCUUCCCACACACACACAAACACACACACACACACACACACACACAUAAAUACACACACACAUACAUACACACACACAUACAUACACACACACAUAUAUACACACACACACCAAGAACUGCACAACACACUUGUAUACUUGAAUAAAUACAUACACACACACUCGAAGACAGAAAUCAUGGAAAAAUUAUAUAUUAUUUAUUUUAAAUGUAAUUUGAAUAAUUUGAUAUUCCUUGAAGUAAACAAAUGUAUAAGCUAUUA
Drosophila montana is the source of this 13313-nucleotide messenger RNA. It is a transcript of the gene mask, whose product is annotated as multiple ankyrin repeats single KH domain. The record is from RefSeq and is a predicted model, not a curated record. The coding region runs from base 188 to 12547 and encodes 4119 amino acids. The transcript has 18 exons. Lineage: Eukaryota; Metazoa; Arthropoda; Insecta; Diptera; Drosophilidae. Gene Ontology annotation, molecular function: protein binding; RNA binding. Gene Ontology annotation, cellular component: cytoplasm. Gene Ontology annotation, biological process: innate immune response.